Molecule: messenger RNA, 1038 nt
Organism: Cylindrotheca closterium
Lineage: Eukaryota; Bacillariophyta; Bacillariophyceae; Bacillariales; Bacillariaceae
Source: the annotation of a GenBank genome assembly
AUGGUGGGUGACGCUAACACUACCAUAAUAAAGGUUGACAAUAUUGAAGAUGAGCAACAAAAGGAAGCAAAGCCGACUACAAAGAAUCACAGUCGCAAAAACAUGGGCCGCAAUGCGAGACGGCGUCGUCAAAAGGUUCUAGCCAUUGAGGCAGCAGCUGCUCAAGCGGCCAUUGGAAAUACGCCGGCGUUGGAUUGUGAAUCUUCUAUAGAACCAGGCGCUGAUAUUGGAAAUCCUAGUUGUAUCCUUCCACAAGACAGAGGAUAUCAGUGGCCUGCCGUCAAGGAUCUCUGUCUUUUAUCUGAAAGCGACAAGCACCAGCUCAUUGCUCAACUGGGAUACCUUCCUGGAAAUGCAUUACAAGUGGUGGCUCGCGUAAAGGAUUACUUUCCGUCGUUAUGCAAUAUUGCAGAUGAACCAUUGGCCUUGAAACUCUAUCCUUUGGUCCUUCGAGAUGAAAGCGACAGUACCAGAUCGCAUCGAAAACGACGUCGACCCCAAACGCAAGAAGGAGAGGAUGUAACAACCAUUCGAGACAAAACGAAUAAUGACAUCAACGACAACGAAUCUCGAGAAAAGAAGAAGAAGAAGAAGAAGGAUCCUCCUCUUGUGGAACCAUUUCCGACCAUGUAUUGGGUCACGCAUCCCCGUUUUCGGGCACUAAUCUCCAAACUGGAAUUGAUAUCAACAGCAACAGCAGAAGAAGGUGGUGGUGGUAGCGGCGGAAGCAUCAAGCAGUUUCAAGACCGACUGCAAAAGGAAUCUGAAGCAUUAGCUUCCAUGAAACGAGCCCAUUUGCAAUAUGGUCAAGAGCGGUUUGACCUGAUUACCCAAGACGAUUGGAAAUUCAUUCAAAACAGGCAAUGGGAGGCUGCCUUUUCUCCCAGCAGAGGAGUGGCAGGGAUUCGGAAACCAUCAGGAAUCAAGUGCCUGCACUCGCAUGCGGCACAUUAUUGGAGUGGAUGCAGGGAUAAUGUGGUGGGUCAGUGGACGAGCGAUCAAGUGAAAACUCUGCUGGACGAGGCGGAUCAACCAUAA